Rhineura floridana is the source of this 1501-nucleotide messenger RNA. It is a transcript of the gene CHMP1B, whose product is annotated as charged multivesicular body protein 1B. Gene Ontology annotation, cellular component: multivesicular body; ESCRT III complex. The coding region runs from base 258 to 857 and encodes 199 amino acids. The record is from RefSeq and is a predicted model, not a curated record. Lineage: Eukaryota; Metazoa; Chordata; Lepidosauria; Squamata; Rhineuridae. Gene Ontology annotation, biological process: endosome transport via multivesicular body sorting pathway; protein transport; late endosome to vacuole transport. The transcript is spliced from 8 exons.
CGCAUGCGCAGCCCCGUUUCCUUUAAGUCACGGUUUCCCAGUCUCGUCAGCCCCUCCACGGUGUCCGCGGGGCUCCGCCCUGAACCGCGUGACAGGAUGCUAGGGGCGGGGCUCAGUCUCGCGGGGCGGAGGAGGAGGAAGCAGGAAGUGUAUUCCCAAAAAGCCCAACACAAACAAACCCGGAUUUAGAGAAGCGAGAGCCGCGCUCGAGCUGAAGCACACCUUUCUUCCCGCUUGACCGGGCCUGAAGCGCCACCAUGUCCAACAUGGAGAAGCAUCUCUUUAACUUAAAGUUUGCUGCCAAAGAGCUUAACAGAAAUGCCAAAAAGUGUGAUAAAGAAGAAAAGCUUGAAAAAGCCAAAAUUAAGAAGGCAAUUCAGAAAGGGAAUACUGAAGUUGCAAGAAUACACGCAGAAAAUGCAAUCCGGCAGAAGAAUCAAGCCAUCAACUUCUUGCGGAUGAGUGCCCGGGUGGAUGCUGUAGCAGCAAGAGUUCAAACGGCAGUAACAAUGGGCAAGGUAACAAAGUCAAUGGCUGGAGUAGUUAAAUCUAUGGAUGCUACAUUGAAAAGCAUGAACUUGGAAAAGAUAUCUGCCUUAAUGGACAAAUUUGAGCAGCAGUUUGAAACCUUAGAUGUGCAGACGGCACAGAUGGAAGACACAAUGAGUAAUACCACUACUCUAACAACACCACAAAAUCAAGUGGACCUGCUUCUACAGGAAAUGGCAGAUGAAGCUGGGCUUGACCUGAAUAUGGAACUACCUCAGGGACAGACGGGCUCUGUCGGCACAAGUGUUGCUUCAGCAGAACAGGAUGAGCUCUCGCAAAGACUGGCACGCCUUCGUGACCAAGUGUAAUGGGAAGAGUUGGAUCUGUGAACUGCAUUUGCUUCCAAAGUGUUCUGUGUACAUAAAUCACAGCCUGACUAAGGAUCUCUGUCUAUAAUGUGUCUAGAUAUUUAAUUGAUACACUUAUUGGGCGCUUCUCUUUUGGUCUCACUGUGCUUUCUAAAAUACAUUAACCCAACGGUGGUAUGAUCUUCAGUGUAUUUUCUAAUUCCGAGCAUUUUGAAGUCAAGGGUUAUAUUUUUUCAAAGGCCUAGAUUGAGAUUUCAGUUUUCCCAAGUGUCACAUCAGAUCAUCAAACUGAAUAGAAGAGUAGCACCCUGAACAUAUAUAAUUUUAAGUUAUGUAGCAGUGUUUUAAAUUAUAAAUAUCUGCAGUUGAACUGAUAAGGUGGUGCAUGCCUUUCACAUGAUCAUCACACUUAAGUCCCUCAAGUGGUUGAGAGGAAAAUCCAGUUGGACAGUGUGGUAUAUUUGUGUAUGUGUAUGUAUGUGUACUGUUUAAACAUCCCUGGAUAAUCUUUCCAUGGUGUUAUAGAACAAGGAUACUUGUAAUAAUGCUUACAUCAAAAUGAUAGUUAUGCUGUCCUCCAUAACUGGAAGCUUGUAUUGGGAUCAUCACUUGAGAGCUGAAGGAAUAAAAUAUAUUUUUCAACA